GUUAUGCAAAUGAUACAGAUAGAGGCUGUGAUGAGAUAUUUUGCUGAUAAAAUGACUAACUCCAGUUAAAUGUCAACCCGCUGAAAUGGAAAGAAUGCAUAAUACAGUAGAUAAGGAAGAAAUCUAACAGAAAUAAAUACAUUUUAGUUAAAUACUGAUUUUAAAAAUAAUUCAAAAUAUUAUAUAAAUAAAUACAAAAAACAAUUUUGUUUGAAGCUGGAAACGUGAAGGUAUCUCAGCACCGACAAGUCCUCACUUUAGUCUCGUUUAUUCAUUUUGAAGUUGUCACGCAAAAUUUACAAAAGAACUACAGUAAAGUAGAAAACUUGCUGCAGCUCUCCUUUUCCAUUUAACCACGUGCCUCUUCUCUGCAUGGAGCUGGCCUUUGAAAUUAGCAUUUUUGUAAGUGAGGGUACAUAAUUGAUAUCUCGCACAACUCAUAAGUAACAGUCAGACGUCUCUCAUGUGCCUGAGACAGAUCACAAGGGCUCAAUCACACACUCAUGCACAUGCACUGAUGGUAAUCAUUUAUCACCAGCAACUGCAGUAGAAAUACACUUUCCAGUAUCCUGCCUCCUGUGUGCAAACUUCUUUCUAGUAUGUUAUAAUAGUGACAUACUGUAAACAGCCAUAGUGUUGAAAGUAGUUUACAGUGUAACCCAGCUUUAUUAAGAUCGGAUUUGUGUGCAGUCGUUACCCGGCAGAGGUCCCUCUGUGUGCCGAGGGUUCAGGUGUGUGUGUGUGUCCCCGCUGACUGAGAGACAAGAGCAGACAAGUUCAAUCAUUCAUCAACACACCGCACUCACUCUCGGGGGACAAGGCACAAUUUUGGAACUGUAGCUGUGCCGUAAUGUUGUGUAAAGACUGUACAAGUUACCACAUGCAGCUGCCAAUUAAUUCCUGGCCUGUGGCAGUUUGUCGUCUGCAGCUGACCCGAGUACAGACUAAUGAACUGACUGGUAUUUACAGUAAGAAAGAGAGAUGAAAUGAAAUGAUGGGAUGUUUCUUUAGAUUUGCUUAUGUGACGUAGGAGUGUGUUGUUGUAUGUUGUGGUGGUCUGGGGUCCAGUUUGUGCUUGAGAAAGGUGACAAAACCAGUGGAACAUCCUUUGAACCUCACUUCAUUUUAUACACAUUAAUGAGAUAAUACUGACUCAUGAUAUCUACUAAAAUUAAUAAAGUCCUUCUUGUCUGUGUUUCACAUUAAAUAGAGAUCAAUAUGCUCUCAGUCAGUCACUGUAAUCCUGUGUCCUCCUCUUCACUUUUGCACAGUUGAAUCUGUUCUCAGGUUACCUUGUGCAGCACAUCUCCCUUGGGAGCAGAUAAGACACCUGUCACACUUUGCUGUCUGCCACAGUGCAAGCUCUCCCGACUCCUUUCUGUGUCCGCAUAGCAUGGAAAUCAGCCGCUUUUUGCUUGGAUUAUGUGCCUUUUUUUGCUUGUACAGAUCUGUUUCAGCACAGUCCACGUGCAAGCUGAAGGCCAAGUUCAACCUGAGCGGCUACAAGAAUGUAGAAAAGAAGACGGUCGUUGUUGGUGGGAUGUUUCCCAUACACAUGCGUAUCGCCGCCACUGAUGGCAACACUUCGAGGGCGCCUGUCUCAUCGGGGUGUGAGGGGUUUAAUUUCCGUACCUUCCGCUGGACCCAGACCAUGCUGUUUGCCAUCGAUGAAAUAAACAAGAGAGACGACCUGCUGCCUGAAACUGACCUGGGUUACGUCAUCUAUGACUCGUGCUUCACCAUCUCCAAGGCUGUCGAGGGUACCCUCACCUACCUGACGGGCCAAGACGAGGCCGUGCCCAACUACCGCUGCGGCAGUGGGGCGCCUCUGGCUGCUCUGGUGGGUGCUGGGGGCUCCGAUCUGUCCAUCGCCACUGCCAGGAUCCUGGGACUGUAUCACUUCCCACAGGUCAGCUACUGUUCAUCAUGCUCUGCCCUGGAAAGCAAGUUCCAGUUCCCCACCUUCCUCAGGACCAUUCCCAAUGACAAGCACCAGUCUACAGCUAUGGCCAGGCUGGUGCUGCACUUCGGUUGGACCUGGGUGGGCACCAUAGCUGCAGAUGAUGAUUAUGGCAAGUACGGCAUCAAAGACUUCAAGGAGCAGGUGGAGGAGGCUGGCGUCUGCAUCUCCUUCUCUGAGACCCUGCCCAAGGUGAGUUCCCCAGAGGACAUCCAGCGUAUUGUUGACACUGUGGUCGAGUCCACGGCCAAGAUCAUUGUGGUCUUCUCAUCAGACGUGGACCUCAGUCCCCUUAUCGGUGAGCUGCUGCGGCACAAUGUGACCAACCGCACCUGGAUCGCCAGCGAGGCCUGGAUCACCUCUGCUCUCAUCAACCAGCCUGGGGUGAGCUCAGUGCUGGGUGGUACCCUGGGCUUUGGGGUGAAAAGGGCAGACAUCCCUGGUCUUCAGCGCCAUCUACUGGAUGUGGACCCCUAUGACCCACUCACUGAGGAAUUCUGGGAGACGAUUUUUAACUGCACACUCAACUAUGAAAAAGCUCUGAAACAGGCCGAACAGAGGGCUACAGCUGUUAAUGGCACGGUGUCCAGGAUGGCGAGGGGAAUUCCUGAUGGGCUGUGUACAGGGAAAGAGUCUCUGGCAUCGCUCAAUAACACCUACUCUGAUGUUUCCCAGUUACGAAUCACUUACAGUGUUUAUAAAGCUGUGUACGCUGUGGCACACGCCUUGCACAACCUUGAGUACUGUGUACCUGGACAGGGACCAUUCACUGGGCAAAGCUGUGCUGACAUCAACAACUUUGAGCCAUGGCAGUUGAUGUACUACCUGAAGAACGUGCGUUUCAAAGCACCGAACACAGACGAGGAAAUCUACUUCAAUGAUGGGGAUGUGGAGGGCUUCUAUGACAUCAUUAACUGGCAGGUCAAUAGUAAUGGGGAGAUAUCCUACGUCACUGUCGGGCGGUACAAUGGCUCAGCAGCCCCAGAGGACAGCAUGACCAUAGCGAAUAACUCCAUUGUGUGGAAUAAUGAAGUGCUGCAGCCGCCUCGGUCAGUGUGCAGUGAGAACUGUCAGCCCGGCACCAGGAAAGGGAUCCGGCAGGGAGAACCAGUCUGCUGCUUUGACUGCAUCCCAUGUGCUGAUGGAGAGAUCAGCAACGAAACCAAUGCUCGUGAGUGUUUCCUGUGCAGUGAAGAUGACUGGUCCAAUGAUGCUCAUGAUGCAUGUGUGCCAAAAAUCAUUGAGUUCCUGGCCUUUGGAGAGCCACUGGGGAUCACUCUUAUUGUCAUCUCUGCCUUUGGAGCAUUAGUUACCAUCGCUGUUGGGGUGGUGUUUGUUGUGAACAUCGGCACGCCUCUGGUGAAAGCAAAUGACGCUCUGUUGAGUUUCUCGCUGCUGUUAGGACUGGUGGUGACCUUCCUCUGCUCCAUCGUCUUCCUCGGAGAGCCUCAGAACUGGAGCUGCAUGACCAGCCAAGUGGCCUUGGCUCUGGGCUUCGCUCUCUGCCUUUCCUCCAUCAUGGGUAAAUCAGUAGUGUUGAUGCUGAGAGCCCGGGUUCUGAAAGCAGCCCGUGCCAGAGCCAAAGCAGCCGCCAAAGCUGCAAAAGCAGCAGCUGAAGCAGCAGCCAACAGCGGCAGCCCUGAUGUGAUUGUAACCAACACAAACAACAACAACGACGCCAAUGCCGGCACUAACCCUGAAGUUGACACUCUCACCUGCGCCCACCAGAGGGCGAUGGUUGGCGUAGCAACAUUAAUACAGGCUAUCGCGUGCACAGUGUGGCUCAUCGUCCUCCCUCCAUACGCAGUGAAAAACACCUCAGCCCAGAACAUAAAGAUCAUCCUCGAGUGCGAUGAAGGCUCUGUGGUCUUCAUCUGUUGCAUCUUUGCCUAUGAUAUCCUGCUGGCUCUGCUGGCCUUCGUCUUUGCCUUCAUAGCCCGAAAGCUGGAGGACUACUUCAGUGAAGCAAAGUGUAUGACCUUCAGCAUGCUUGUCUUCUUCAUUGUGUGGAUCUCCUUCGUCCCGGCUUACCUAAGCACACGCGGAAAGUUCAUGGUAGCCGUCCAGAUUUUUGCCAUCUUGGCCUCCAGCUUUGGCCUGCUGACCUGCAUCUUCCUGCCCAAGUGCUACGUGCUUUUGGUGAAACCUGAACGCAACAAGGAGGAGAUGAUGAGGCCCCGCGCCAAACCCCGUGACGGGACCUCAACUGGGACUUCAGCCUCGCUCGCCACAGCUAACACUGAGGUCAAUGCUACGACUGCAUCCACUGCUAUUGAUGAUUAGUGGGAAAAUAACUAGAAAGAAACUGAGCCACAAAGAUGAAUAUUGUAAAUACUGUAGAUGGCAGCUGUGCCACUGUUUCAUUGGCCAACGCUCCGGCUGAUUAGGGUUCCUAGUCUUGUUAUUCACAUUUAUUUUACAAUAUGUUUGGUCUUAAUGAACAGACAAUAUAUAUUAUUUACAAAAUAUUUAUAUUUAUACUGACUGAAUCUGUGUCAAGUCAUGUGUAUCUUCAUGUAUGUUACAUAGGGCUGAUUUCAAUUAGCAAUAUCCAUGAGGAAAGAAAACUGCUACCUCAACAAUUACUAAACAUAAAUUUGGUCAUGUAUGUGAACAUGUGACAUUUUUAAACAAAUUUCUUAAAGAACAAUGUAAUUUUGACUUCACUUGCUUUUUCUCUGGUGUCUGUUCUGCUAAAAGAUAUUUUAACAAAUUCAGACUCUUACCGUCAAAGCUGCUCGUGUUUCACUUGUUGUAGUGGGAUCAAAAUUAAGCAUUUACUGCAGAUAUCUUUCCUGUUGUAUUUCUAGUUGCUGAUCAGUUUCAAACACAUCUGACAUUUUUUACCAGUACAGCCAUUUAUCUUAUGUUGCUCCAAUCAGAAUAUUUGUAUAAAUGUUUACACAGUAAAUUUAACUCUCUGUUAACAUAAUAACCUGUCAGAGUGACACAAAUUAGCAUAACCCUGUUAGC
This is a messenger RNA of Lates calcarifer (barramundi perch), 4933 nucleotides long. Its product is annotated as vomeronasal type-2 receptor 1. The record is from RefSeq and is a predicted model, not a curated record. The coding region runs from base 1394 to 4243 and encodes 949 amino acids. Gene Ontology annotation, cellular component: membrane. The transcript has 14 exons. Gene Ontology annotation, molecular function: olfactory receptor activity; G protein-coupled receptor activity. NCBI's taxonomy places the organism in Eukaryota, Metazoa, Chordata, Actinopteri, Centropomidae. Gene Ontology annotation, biological process: G protein-coupled receptor signaling pathway.